This is a messenger RNA of Tachyglossus aculeatus (Australian echidna), 2167 nucleotides long. RefSeq names its product signal peptide peptidase-like 2B. The record is from RefSeq and is a predicted model, not a curated record. Gene Ontology annotation, molecular function: aspartic endopeptidase activity, intramembrane cleaving. Lineage: Eukaryota; Metazoa; Chordata; Mammalia; Monotremata; Tachyglossidae. Gene Ontology annotation, biological process: membrane protein proteolysis. The transcript has a single exon. Gene Ontology annotation, cellular component: cytoplasmic side of endoplasmic reticulum membrane; lysosomal membrane; Golgi-associated vesicle membrane. The coding region runs from base 69 to 2048 and encodes 659 amino acids.
UAGACACGGGGCGGCGUGGGAGGGGAAGCUGAGUCCCAGGAGACCCCAAAGAGGACGGACCCAAGACGAUGGGGCGGUUGGGCCUCCCGCUCCUCCUCCUUCUCCUCCUCUUCCUCCUGACCCCCGAGGCCAGUGGCCGGUACGGGCUGGUCCGCGUGGUGCCCGGGGGGUCGGGGGGCCCCGGGAGUAAGGACUACUGCGCUCUGUUCAAACUGGAGGCGGUCAGCCUGCCCCGCCACGCACACCAGGCCCCGCUCCUGCCCCUCCACGACUGGACCUCGGAGCCCACGCAGCCCCUGCAGCCCCUGCAGCCCCGCCACGCCUCGGCCGGCCGCCUCGGGCCCCUGCACGGCGCCGCCGCCCUGGUCCUGGGGGGGAACUUGAGCCUGCCGUCUGCGGGCCGGCUGGCCCAGCGGCUCGGGGCCCACGGGCUGCUCAUCGUCGUCCGGAGUGGCGAUGCUGGCUGGUGCCCGGCCCCCUCGGCUUCCACCCCGGGGACCGGGGCCUCCAUCCCGGUGGCCAUCCUCAGCUACGCCGACAUGCUGGACAUCCUGAGCCGCCACCCCAGAGGGCGGGAGGUGAGCGUGGCCCUCUACAUGCCCCCCGAGCCCCCGCUGGACCUCGGCACCGUGGUCAUCUUUGCCCUGGCCGUGGGCACGGUGGCGGCGGGCGGCUACUGCGCCGGGCUGGACGAGCAGGUGCGGGCCGGGAGCGGGCGGGCCGCGGCCGCCCCACGGGCCGAGUGGGCGCGGGCAGCGGGGUCGGCCUGCACCGUCCUGCCGCUGCUCUUCUUCUUCUGUGACCAGCUGGUGUCCGCCCUGCUCGCCGCCUUGUGCCUGGGGGUAGCCGCGGAGCUGAACGGCGGCCUGGCCCCGCUGGCCCGCGUGGCCCUGAGCGCCACGGCCAGCGGGCUGUGGCUGGCCCUCCGCCCCGACCCGCAAUGGGCCUGGCCACUGCAGGACGUCCUGGGCACGGCCUGCUGCCUGCUGCUGCUGGGCCGCCUGCGCCUGCCCUCCUUCCGGGCCUGCGCCUCGCUGCUGCUCGCCCUGCUCGCCUCCGGUGUCUUCUUGGUCUUCGGCACGCCCCUCUUCACCCGCGCCGGUCGGAGCCUCGUGGCCGAGCUGGCCUCCACCGGCCGCGAGAAGCUGCCGCUAGUCUUCAGGGUGCCCCGGCUGGGCCACUGGCCCCUGGCCCCCUGCCGCCGGCCCUUCUCCAUCCUGGGCCUGGGGGAUGUCGUGGUGCCCGGCCUGCUGGUGGCCUACUGUGGCCGCUUCGACACCUGGCGGCGUUCAGGCCGGGUCUACUUCGCGGCCUGCACUGCGGCUUACGGCCUGGGGCUGAUGCUGACCUUUGGGGCCACGGCCCUGAUGCCGACUGGACAGCCGGCCCUCCUCUACCUGGUUUCCUCUACCCUGGCCGCCAGCCUGGCCGUGGCGGCUGCCCGCCGGGAGCUCCCACUCUUCUGGGCCGGCCCUGAUGCUGCCGGGUCCCGCCCCUGCCCGGUCCUGGAGGAUGGUGGCCCCGUCCGAGAGAAAGAGCGGGAUGUGGCCCGUCCCGUCUGCCCCACCGAGAGCCCGGCCCAUCAGUGCGAUGACAGACCUGACCUGCCAGGGUCCCCCAUCUGCCCUACCGAGAGCCCUGUCCAUCAGUGCGACACCGGACCUGACCUGCCGGGGACCCCCAUCUGUCCCACCAAGAGCCCUGUCAUUCAGCAUGAUGCCGAACCUGACCUGCCGGGGACCCCCACCUGCCCCACAGAGAGCCCGGUCCAUCAGUGCGAUGCUGGACCUGACCUGCUGGGGACCCCCGCCUGUCCCACCGAGAGCCCCAUCCAUCAGUGUGACACCGGAUCUGACCUUCUGGGGACCCCGGCAGCCUCCAGUCCCCAUCCCGAACCUCUCCAGCCCAGUGCUCGGGCCCUGCCGGGGCUCCCCAACAUCACCCCCGCCACCUCCAGGGCCCAAGACCGUCCCACCCUUAGGGCCACCCCUGCCAAGAGGAGACUCCUGAGAGCCAAGCGAAGCCACUCUGCCCAGGCAGCGCUGUGAGCCGGCCCCAGGGGGAUGGGCUGGGGACCUGGUACCAAGGAGGCUCGCGUGAACCGUGGAGGCUGCGUGGACAGAGGAGCCAGUGUGGCUACAGCAGUUGGGGCAUUAAAAACAUCCCA